Molecule: messenger RNA, 954 nt
Organism: Hyaloscypha bicolor E
Lineage: Eukaryota; Fungi; Ascomycota; Leotiomycetes; Helotiales; Hyaloscyphaceae
Exons: 1
Coding region: 295-798 (167 amino acids)
Source: RefSeq, a predicted model, not a curated record
GUUGCGCUCUUGGAACGCGGAGCAGUUGGCACAUAAGUAUAUGGUUUGAAGGCCAAAGUGGCCAUCUUGAGCGCGUGGAAAUAUUUGGAAGUAUUCAAGAUAUUUUCUGCUUGCUGCUGGCUGUGGAAACUGGACUGCAGAAAGAUAGCAGAUGGGGGGGGAAUCAGGACUUAUAUAGGGUUUCUCGCACUGCCCUCGCAGAACAAGAAUACCCUCUGCGGCCCACCGUACACUCCUGGAGUGCCAUUCUCCCCCCUCUUCUGACGUACCCACCGUCAAAAUGCCUUGGCGUCAAUGCCGCCCCUCAUGCACACAGAGAUCUACCGCAGCUGCCAGAGCCUGAGACCUUCAAUCCUGCGCUCUCAUGCCGGAAGAUGCCCAUUGCCCCUCCGCGGCCACCAUCUCCACUUCGCUGUCCACCACGAUCGACCGAUCUCAGUAUCCUUUCUCGAUCGUUGGCGAGGCCACGAAAAGCUGGGCAAGGAGGCAGGGGCGGUCGAAGGAAGGGAGGAGUCGUAUAUCCUCGGAUACCACCUUAUCCGCCUGUCCGAAGGCUUCAGGCAACCUUGCACAUCACAGGUAUCCUCAUCGUUGGCGUCUCAGCUAUCAUGCAAGCAGCUAUCACAAUCCAAUCGGCACAUCUUCAGCAGAUACAAGCAAUGCUCUGCUAGAGCCCCGUAUGAUCCUUUCGUCUCGAAUCAGCCCAGAUCCGCGCAAUCAAACGAAUACGAAAUGCGCUACGGCAUGAGGAAACUUACAGGAAGCUGCCCAUACGUCAUCCACCUGCGGCGCAGCUAGGCAGAAGCCAGGCCGCGUUAUCGUGAGGCAUUAUUGUACUGUAAGGAAUGCAGGCUGAGUCUGCGGUAUCUCAAUCUCCGGAGCGGCCUGCUGUGAGGAACGGUGAUAGUGCGACGACGAGGCAGAUUGUGAGAAUGUUGGGACACGGAAAGCUCG